UUGCUCACAGUAAUAGUAAAUACCCUUAUCUGCUUUCUAUACCACAUUUACAUUUAAGUCAUUUAGCAGACGCUCUUAUCCAGAGCGACUUACAAAUUGGUGCAUUCACCUUAUGACAUCCAGUGGAACAGCCACUUUACAAUAUAGUGCAUCUAGCUAUAAGCGUUGAACAACACUACAUUUUACUUGACAGCCAGCUAGUUGCGGCAAGUAGACGACUGCGCCUUUCAUUUGUUUCUUGCUCUCGAGUUUGAUUUAGUCGAAGGGCUAUGACAUUCAUUAUCAGAUCAGCUCUCGUGAAAAACAGGAGUUUAUGGCUUCCAGGUCUCAGUGCUGUAAGGGCCAUAUCCUCUCCGGGGGGCCCCACUCCUCCUUUUACCACCCUGUCUGUCAGUCAACCUGCCACUGCUGUCACUCACAUAGAGCUGCACCGGCCAGAGAAACGCAAUGCCAUGAACAAAGCCUUCUGGAGAGAAAUGGUGGAGUGCUUUACACAGAUAGCUGAGGACCCGGAUUGCCGGGUGGUUGUCGUCUCCGGUGCAGGAGACGUCUUCACAGCUGGCAUUGACUUGAUGGACAUGGCCAGUGAAGUCUUGCAGCCUGAAGGGGACGACAUGGCCAGGACUUCCUGGAACAUGAGACGCAUCAUCGCCAAGUACCAGGAAACCUUCAGCGUCAUUGAAAGGUGUCCAAAGCCAGUGGUUGUGGCAGUGCAGGGAGCUUGUAUUGGAGGAGGAGUGGAUCUGAUCACAGCCUGUGAUAUCCGUCUCUGCACUCAAGAUGCCUGGUUUCAGGUGAAGGAAAUAGAUAUUGGCCUAGCAGCUGACGUUGGAACUCUGCAGCGCCUACCUAAAGUCAUUGGGAGCCGGAGCCUGGUGAAUGAGUUGGCUCUGACAGCGAGGAAGAUGUACGCCGAUGAGGCCAAGGAAAGUGGAUUAGUCAGCCGUGUAUUUCCGGACAAGGAGGCGAUGUUUGCUGGAGCUCUUGAGAUGGCAGGGGAGAUAGCAGGCCGCAGCCCUGUGGCUGUCCAGGGAACCAAGGUCAACCUGAUCUACUCCAGAGACCACAGUGUGGCAGAGGGCCUGAACUACAUGGCAACGUGGAACAUGAGCAUGCUGCAGACGGAGGAUGUCAUGAAGUCAGCUGCAGCCUCCAUGGAGAAGAAGAGUCCUAAAACAAUAACUUUCUCCAAGCUCUGAACCUGAGGAGUAGAAAGAGGCUGAAGUGCAGCUUUUCUUAGGCGAGGGGGAAUGGAUGGAGGGGAUUAUCUACUGGACUAGUUGAUACAAUUUGUAUGUCCCUGCGUCCAGUAUUAAGGAAGUUUGAGGUAGUUCUGGGCGUUAGAGACAGCUUACAUUAACGUCAGUGCUGGAAGUCUUUGCUGUACCCGAACACUUCCAGUGUUUGCGCUCUAGCAUGCUAGCUGUACCCGAAGACUUCCAGUCUUUGCACUAAGCUCGUUAACGUUGGCUCGCAAAUCUACCUCGUAACUUCCUUCAUACUGGACGCAGAGACAUGCAAAUAGUAUCCACGAGUUCAUCUGGGUCGGUUGAUAAAUGCCAAAAUGACCAACUAUCCAUUUAAGCUAAUAUGAAAAGGAAUUAUUUCGCCUCCUGACUCCAGCAGAUGCAUAUGUUUGUGUGUUGGUGCCUUGUUGUCUGUCAGAAUCACCCAAAGCAGAGCUGUCUGUAAACUAAAGAGUUAGGGGCCUCUCUCUUGCUAGCUCCGCAUGCAGGAUUCAGGGUACUCUACCAACCAGCCUCACACUUUUGUAAAUCUAUAAAAAUGAUUGCAUCAUAAAA
This is a messenger RNA of Oncorhynchus keta (chum salmon), 1802 nucleotides long. It is a transcript of the gene ech1, whose product is annotated as enoyl CoA hydratase 1, peroxisomal. Gene Ontology annotation, molecular function: delta(3,5)-delta(2,4)-dienoyl-CoA isomerase activity. The coding region runs from base 270 to 1199 and encodes 309 amino acids. Gene Ontology annotation, cellular component: mitochondrion. The record is from RefSeq and is a predicted model, not a curated record. Lineage: Eukaryota; Metazoa; Chordata; Actinopteri; Salmoniformes; Salmonidae. The transcript has 10 exons.